Trematosphaeria pertusa is the source of this 1293-nucleotide messenger RNA. RefSeq names its product carbohydrate-binding module family 50 protein. The transcript has 4 exons. The record is from RefSeq and is a predicted model, not a curated record. Bases 1 to 1293 code for a protein of 430 amino acids. Lineage: Eukaryota; Fungi; Ascomycota; Dothideomycetes; Pleosporales; Trematosphaeriaceae.
AUGGUCCACUCUGACCUACUAAGGGCUCGGGCCAAUGGCACCUGUUGGCUUGUCAGCCUUCCUAGGUUGAUGCCGAUACACGCUGGCUUGUUGCUCGCCGUAGCACUCUCGUGCUUCAUCCCCGUUGAUGCUAUGCCGAAGCAUCUCACAGGGAGGGAUGCUUGGCCGAAUCUUCCUUCUGAUCCAAAUGCGUCCCCUUACUGCACGUGGUGGAUUGAUUAUCAAGGAGAAGGAACAUGUCAGGAUCUCCUCACGAAUAAUUUCGUUGAGCUUGCUGAUUUCAGGCGCUGGAAUCCAACCAUUGGACCCGAUUGCUCUGGCCUAAAAGCCGGCAACUCGUACUGUGUUGAAGCGCUGCUCGAGCCCACAGGGGUAACAUCGACUGCCACGCCCAAGACUUCAUCCUCCUCCACAUCCUACGCCUCAUCCACUCCAACUCUGAAAGCUUCAUCCGUAUCCACCACCAAGUCCUCUACGUCAACAGCCAGGCCUUCGUCUACAAUUCCGCCUACAUCGAAGCCAACCUCAUCUCCUAUGCCCACACCCACGCCAAAAUCGACAACUCCAAAGCCUCCCGUGCCAUCCACAACUACCAAGCCCGGCAACGGAAUCGAGACACCACUGCCAACCCAGCCGCAAAUAGUAGACAAUUGCGACAAAUUUUACUUCGUCAACGAAGGCGAUAGCUGCGCCGCCAUCGCCACCAAAUUCGGCAUUACCCUGGAGAAGUUCUUGAAAUGGAAUCCCGCGGCUGGAAGCAACUGUGGAGGGUUGUGGAAAGACGCAUACGCCUGCGUCUCCAUCGUCGGGGAAGAAGGUAGCACUCCCACACCAACACCCACGAAGCCUGGAAAUGGGAUAAGUACCCCUCAGCCCACGCAGCCGAAUAUGGUUAGCAACUGCGACCAGUUCCACUUCGUAAAGACGGGCGUGGAUAAUUGCCAGAGCAUUGCGACGCGGUACCGCAUCACGCUCGAUCAGUUCCUCGCUUGGAAUCCGUCCGCUGGGAAGAACUGCGCUGGGCUCUGGGGCGACGCCUACGCUUGCGUUAGCACUACCGACCACACACCCAGCCCCACGAAUCCUGGAAAUGGCGUUACCACUCCGACUCCAAUCCAGCCUGGUAUGGUGAAUAACUGUAAGAAGUUUGACUUUGUGAAGACGGGCGAAGGGUGUGAUGUGAUUACGAAGAGGAACAGCAUCACCUUGGCGAACUUUGUCAAGUGGAACCCAGGGGUUGGAUCGGACUGCAAGAGCAUGUGGGCUGAGAGCUAUGUGUGCGUUGGUGCCUAG